AUGGCGUCCAAGACCACCGACAACACCCUUGAUGGGAAUCUCAUCACCAAUGUCCUGAAUUACUUUGACGCAUCGGGUGAUCUUUGUGGAGAUGUCACCUGCAAGGUCGAGUGCUCAAUUUGUACGACCGAGCUCGCCAUUCUACAGCCGGCAGACGAAGAGCACAAGACUUGGACAGUCCUGGAAGCAUGCGGGCACAUGUUUUGUCACGAGUGCAUUGUCUCGUGGAUCCGCGCUUCUGAUGACCCGAAAUGCCCACAGUGUCGUGCUGAUUUGCGUCAUUCCCGCUGCCGACACAAGUACAAGCCGCACGAAAUUGUUCUCACCAAUGGUUUCAACAUUCACGAUGACGUACCCAAGGUCGUCUCGGAACUGCCAGGACAGUGCCAAGACUGUAAAGAGAGACCUGCGUCCACGCGAAGUAGCGACUCUUUGGGAAGAGAAGACUAUGGAAGACUCUUUGACAGCAGCAGCGAAGAGGACCGUUACGAGUUGUCCGACUCGGAUGACGAUGAGUAUGAUCCUACCGCAUUUAGACGUCAUGCCUAUGCUAAUAUAUAUGACUACCGCCCAGCUUUCUUCUCACGUUCGAUUCCAGACGGCAGCCCUCGCGAUUCAGCGCGACGCGGCGAGCGCCGCCGCCAUCGUGACGGUUCGAGCCGCAGCCGCUCCCAUCAUUCUGAACGACCCAUGGGCCCCCGUCCUAUACUAUCAAAUGCGCUAUUUCCCCCGGUCCCGCCGCCACCGCACCCUGGGUAUAUUCGUCGACUUCCCGGGCCCAUCAGGUAUGCAACGCAUCUCAGAUUAGAUGGUGUCGAGUAUAGCCAUACAUAUGACCGCCAGGAUUGA
Molecule: messenger RNA, 849 nt
Organism: Pestalotiopsis fici W106-1
Lineage: Eukaryota; Fungi; Ascomycota; Sordariomycetes; Amphisphaeriales; Sporocadaceae
Exons: 1
Coding region: 1-849 (282 amino acids)
Molecular function (GO): metal ion binding
Source: RefSeq, a predicted model, not a curated record